This is a messenger RNA of Baudoinia panamericana UAMH 10762, 786 nucleotides long. RefSeq lists its product as uncharacterized. Gene Ontology annotation, molecular function: acetate transmembrane transporter activity. The transcript has 4 exons. Bases 1 to 786 code for a protein of 261 amino acids. The record is from RefSeq and is a predicted model, not a curated record. Lineage: Eukaryota; Fungi; Ascomycota; Dothideomycetes; Mycosphaerellales; Teratosphaeriaceae. Gene Ontology annotation, cellular component: plasma membrane.
AUGGGCAACGGAGCCGAUCUCAGCCGUCAAGUCACCGUGACGCUCAGUCCGGCCGACUACGAGCGUCUCUUCUUCCAGCCUUCUGCGCCACGCCGUGGUGAUCUUGCCAAGCGCUUUGCCAACCCAACUCUCCUCGGCCUUUUGGGCUUCCUUAUUCCAUAUACCUCCACCGUCCUUACACUUUGUCAACUCUCGGGCUCGGAGCCGCCGUACACGCUGAUCGGUCUCUCUGGGGAUUAUUAUUUCUUGGGCUGCAUUGCCAUGAACAUUGCUGGUAUUUGUGAAUUCAUCCUUGGCAACACCCUUCCGUUUGCUGUCUUCGUUAUCUACGGCUCGCACUGGGGCUCGCUAGCCUACACUCAAGACCCAAUCCACGAGACCACCGCUCCGUUUGCCCAGCUCGGUGGUGCAACCGGUGCGGCGUACAACAGCUCCCAGGCCUUUCAUAACGUCACGAUGUGCCUUGUCAGCUUCGCCCUGUUCAUCGCCUCGGUCCGCACCAAUGUCUUCUUCAGCCUGACGUUCUUCGGCCUGCUUGGGCUUUUCGCCUUUAUCGCUGCCGCCGACUUCUACGUUCCUCAUGUCAAGACUGAGGCGCAAUUGGAACACGUCAACACGCUGCUGAGAUGUGCCGGUGGCUUUGGCUUCAUCGGUCUAAUUUGCGGAUGGUACCUGGCGAUCCUCGAGGCUUGCGAAGCCGUCGGCAUUCCUAACAAGCUUCCGGUGCUUGAUCUCUCCUCGAGAGUUUUCGCACCGAAGACCAACAAGGUUCAGAAAGAGACCUAG